GACCUGGAUGUUCGCUGGGCGGCCGCGGGAUGGCGAGACGCCCGACGAGUACUGCAGCCGCGCCGCUGGCCGCCGCGGAGACGGAGAGGGUGGCCUGAGCGCUCGAGCGCUCGCCGCGAAUUUCAACGCGUCGGUGUGCGAAAGCGCCUAUGGAGAGUUCCCGGACUGGCCCUCGCCGGGCCCCUGCACUGUGGGCUCGGACUUCGGGUUGCAGGAGCGCGAUCAUGGGAUGCGAGCCUUCCAGUGCGUUGGGGAGCAUGACCAGGUUGACCUCCCAAACUUGGCGGGGGUGGAGGUCGCUCUUCGCCGAUGCCAGCUGAUCGAGUACCACUGCGAGAAGAAGAACAAAGCCAGCUCCCGCAAGGACCAAGGCGCGUGGCAGACGAGGAAGGAGGCGUCCUACUGCACGGACUCCCACAGGCUCGGCGGCGAGGUGAUGAUCUGUCCCGAGCUGGUGGAGUGCGUGUCCAAGGAAAUUGAGAAGGACGCCGGCGCGGCCAAGCAGAUGCGCAAGGCGAGGAAGGAGGCGCGCCUCUCGCGCAAAGACGGCUGA
This is a messenger RNA of Prorocentrum cordatum, 553 nucleotides long. NCBI's taxonomy places the organism in Eukaryota, Dinophyceae, Prorocentrales, Prorocentraceae. The record is from the annotation of a GenBank genome assembly.